AUGUCUAGAGCCCUUAGUUUGUAAGAAGACUCUAUCAAAAAUGAUUCCAUUUUAAAUAUUACAGAAAGGUUUUCCAAAAAAUAGUAAAUUGAAAUGAAGAGAUAAUUGACUGUCAUGAUUAAUCGAAUUAAAUUACUUGCCAUGUAAAAAUAAAGAUUGUAAAUUUUAAUCUAAUUUAGACAAUCAAAACAAUAAUAAAAUUAAAUGAGAAUUGAAUAUCUUAAUAAUAUUCGAACUUAAUAUCUUUAACACUCUUCUAAAGUAACAUAUUUUAUUAAAUAUUAGUUAUAAAAAUACAGAGAGACAAAAAAUUAAUCAGUUCGACUCUCAAAAGAAAAAAAAAAUUAAAAAAAAUAAGAUUAGCUUCAGCUUUUAAAGCAAAUUCGCUAAACUAUCGAAUAGUAGAAAAAACAAUAAUUUUAAUAAAUGAAAUUACAAUCAUUAAAAUAUGAUGAAUAUAUUACUCUUUAAAGAUAAAGAUCAAAAUCUUUCAAUAUUGAUAAAAAACUUAAAGUUUAAUAGUAGGAACAAUAAUAAUAAUAAAAUUUAUAACAGUUUAAAGAACUAAAACAAAAAUAAUUUCAAUCAUAGCAUAAAUAAGUAAUUUUAAAAAACUUUUAAUAAAAAGCAAAUGAUUUUAUUAAAUUAAAAGAAUUAUGGGAAUAAGAGAAGGAUAUCUUAGAUUCUUUGAUAAGCUCAAAUAAUUCAAAAUUUAACUUUUCUUUAACAAAAAUUUGA
Molecule: messenger RNA, 738 nt
Organism: Paramecium sonneborni
Lineage: Eukaryota; Ciliophora; Oligohymenophorea; Peniculida; Parameciidae
Source: the annotation of a GenBank genome assembly